This is a messenger RNA of Enhydra lutris kenyoni (northern sea otter), 1473 nucleotides long. RefSeq names its product parkin RBR E3 ubiquitin protein ligase. Lineage: Eukaryota; Metazoa; Chordata; Mammalia; Carnivora; Mustelidae. Gene Ontology annotation, molecular function: ubiquitin protein ligase activity; zinc ion binding; ubiquitin conjugating enzyme binding. Bases 194 to 1384 code for a protein of 396 amino acids. The record is from RefSeq and is a predicted model, not a curated record. Gene Ontology annotation, biological process: regulation of apoptotic process; negative regulation of protein phosphorylation; regulation of mitochondrion organization. Gene Ontology annotation, cellular component: endoplasmic reticulum; cytoplasm; Golgi apparatus. The transcript has 11 exons.
UGUCAGGUUCAACUCCAGCCAUGGUUUCCCAGUGGAGGUCGAGUCCGACACCAGCAUCUUCCAGCUCAAGGAGGUGGUUGCUAAGCGACAGGGGGUUCCAGCUGACCAGUUGCGUGUGAUUUUCGCUGGGAAGGAGCUUCGGAAUGACUUGACAGUGCAGAGCUGUGACCUGGAUCAGCAGAGCAUCGUCCACAUGGUGCUGAGACCCUGGAGGGAAGACCAAGGAGGGGCGGCCACUGGACAGGAAGGCCCACAAAACACCACGGUGGGCUCGGAGAGAGAGCCUGAGAGCUUGACACGCGUGGACCUCAGCAGCUCCGUCCUCCCGUCCCACUCGGGGGGUCUGGCCGUGAUCCUGAACAGUGACGACGCCAGGACCCUGCCAGUCGGAAGGCCAGCAGGUAGACGAACCUACAACAGCUUUUAUGUCUAUUGCAAAGGCCCCUGUCAGAGAGUACAGCCGGGAAAACUCCGGGUACAGUGCAGCACCUGCCAACAGGCAACGCUCACCUUGGCCCAGGGUCCGUCUUGCUGGGAUGAUGUCUUAAUCCCAAACCGGAUGACCGGCAAAUGUCAGUCUGCACACUGCUCUGGGACUACAGCCGAAUUUUUCUUUAAAUGUGGAGCACACCCGACCUCCGACAAGGACACGUCAGUAGCUUUGAACCUGAUCACAACAAACAGUCGAGACAUCACCUGCAUCACCUGCACCGACGUCAGGAGCCCUGUCCUGGUUUUCCAGUGCAACCACCGUCACGUGAUUUGCUUAGAUUGUUUCUACUUAUAUUGUGUGACAAGACUGAAUGACCGGCAGUUCAUCCCUGACCUUCAGCUCGGCUACUCUCUGCCUUGUGUGGCUGGCUGCCCCAACUCCUUGAUUAAAGAGCUCCAUCACUUCAGGAUUCUUGGAGAAGAGCAGUACAACCGGUACCAGCAAUAUGGUGCUGAAGAGUGUGUGCUACAGAUGGGGGGAGUGCUGUGCCCUAGCCCUGGCUGUGGAGCAGGGCUGCUUCCUGAGCCGGGCAUGAGGAAGGUCACUUGUGAAGGGGGCAGCGGCCUGGGCUGUGGGUUCGUCUUCUGCCGGGACUGUAAGGAGGAGUACCAUGAAGGUGAAUGCGGCACCCUCUUUGAAGCCUCAGGAGCAGUUACUCAGGCUUACCGAGUUGACCAGAAGGCUGCGGAGCAAGCUCGGUGGGAAGAGGCCUCCAAAGACACGAUCAAGAAAACCACCAAGCCCUGUCCCCGCUGCCAUGUGCCCGUUGAGAAAAAUGGAGGCUGCAUGCACAUGAAGUGUCCGCAGCCGCAGUGCGGGCUGGAGUGGUGCUGGGCCUGCAGCUGCGAGUGGAACCGCGCCUGCAUGGGGGACCACUGGUUCGACGUGUAGCCGCCCGCGAGCGAGCGAGCGCCUCCUGCCGUCCAACCUGGGAACGUACCAAGGCUCCCGCCCCUCGGGGCUCUUUCUCCACUCCCCCC